AUGCGGAGGGGCGAGCGCCGGGGCGCCGAGGGGCCGCGGCCGGGGUCCCCGGUGCCGGGGUCCCCGGUGCCGGGGGGCAAGGCCUCGCCGGAGGAGCCGCCGGCCGGCGCGGCCGCGGGCCGAGCGAGCGGGCCGGCCGCGGGCCGCCGCAGCACCGAGUCCGAGGUCUACGACGACGGCACCAACACCUUCUUCUGGCGGGCCCACACCCUGACCGUGCUCUUCAUCCUCACCUGCGUGCUGGGCUACGUGACUCUGCUGGAGGAGACGCCGAGGGACACGGCCUACAACACCAAGAGAGGUAUUGUGGCCAGUAUUUUGGUUUUCUUAUGUUUUGGAGUCACACAAGCUAAAGACGGGCCAUUUUCCAGACCUCAUCCAGCUUACUGGAGAUUUUGGCUCUGCGUUAGUGUGGUCUACGAGCUGUUUCUCAUCUUCAUACUCUUCCAGACCGUCCAGGACGGGCGCCAGUUUCUGAAGUACGUGGACCCCAGGUUGGGGGUCCCGCUGCCAGAGAGGGACUACGGGGGAAACUGCCUCAUCUACGAUGCAGACAACAAAACCGAUCCCUUCCACAACGUCUGGGGUCCCCUCCCAGCUCGCACUGGGGAACCAAGCACGAGGCCUGCACCUGCCCCCACAGGACAAGCUGGACGGCUUCGUGCCUGCACACUUCAUCGGCUGGUACUUGAAGACCCUGAUGAUCCGAGACUGGUGGAUGUGCACGAUUGUGAGCGUGAUGUUCGAGUUCCUGGAGUACAGCCUGGAGCACCAGCUGCCCAACUUCAGCGAGUGCUGGUGGGACCAUUGGAUCAUGGAUGUGCUCGUCUGCAACGGGCUGGGCAUCUACUGUGGCAUGAAGACCCUCGAGUGGCUGUCCCUGAAGACGUACAAGUGGCAGGGCCUCUGGAACAUUCCGACCUACAAGGGCAAGAUGAAGAGGAUCGUGUUCCAGUUCACGCCCUACAGCUGGGUUCGCUUCGAGUGGAAGCCGGCCUCCAGCCUGCGCCGCUGGCUGGCCGUGUGCGGCAUCAUCCUGGUGUUUCUUUUGGCAGAGCUGAACACCUUCUACCUGAAGUUCGUGCUGUGGCUGCCCCCCGAGCACUACCUGGUCCUCCUGCGGCUCGUCUUCUUCGUCAACGUGGGCGGCGUGGCCAUGCGGGAGAUCUACGACUUCAUGGACGACCCGAAGCUGCACAAGAAGCUGGGCCAGCAGGCCUGGCUGGUGGCGGCCAUCACGGUCACGGAGCUGCUGAUUGUGGUGAAGUACGACCCGCACACGCUGACGCUGUCCCUGCCCUUCUACAUCGCCCAGUGCUGGACGCUCGGCUCCGUGCUCGCCCUCACCUGGACCGUCUGGCGCUUCUUCCUGCGGGACAUCACCCUGAGGUACAAGGAGAUACGGCGGCAGAAGCAGCAGAGCCGGGACGACCCGGGCAGGGCCGACGGCAGCGCGGACGGGCGCACACCCGGGCCUGAUGACGCCUCGGGGUCCGAGGAGGCCGACAGAGAAGGGGUGCCGGCCCCACACUGACGCCUGGGCUGCCGGUCCUUGGUGAUUCUCGCCAUGAACCUGCCAGCAGCCUCAGCCCUCAAGGCUCUGUUCCCCUUUUCUCCCGUGUGCACGGCGGCCCUGGGUAUGUGCGCGGUGUGUGUGCGCGUGCUUGAGUGUGGGCUCCAGGGCUCCCCUUGGGCCCGCCAGUCCUUGUGGAGCCAGAACCCCUGCCGCUCUGUGCAGUCAGCCUGGGGUCUCCGCAACCCCAAGCUUCGGCACCCGGAUGGCCUGGCCCAAGCACUGGCAUCGUGGUGCCCGCCUGCUCCCUGGGCCCCGCCAGUCCCCCAUGACCCCCUGGCAGCCUGUGUGAAGGACAGUCAUCCAGGGACACCCUGAAGAGGCUGAGGAAGGGCACAUCCCUUUCUCGGGAUCUUCCAUCUGACCCUCUAAGCUGGAGGGUGCGUGGAUGGUGCUGGAGGGAGGCAGAGACUCCGAGGCCUGGUCCCCACCGUCACGAGUAGGUCAUGAGGGUCUCUGUGGCCGAGUUGAGGUCCCCUCCACAAGCAAACAGCAAAUAAAAUCCAUGGUGGAGGCCUGCA
Budorcas taxicolor (takin) is the source of this 2094-nucleotide messenger RNA. RefSeq names its product phosphatidylserine synthase 2 (gene PTDSS2). Lineage: Eukaryota; Metazoa; Chordata; Mammalia; Artiodactyla; Bovidae. The transcript is spliced from 12 exons. The record is from RefSeq and is a predicted model, not a curated record. Gene Ontology annotation, molecular function: L-serine-phosphatidylethanolamine phosphatidyltransferase activity. Bases 1 to 1479 code for a protein of 492 amino acids. Gene Ontology annotation, biological process: phosphatidylserine biosynthetic process.